Molecule: messenger RNA, 708 nt
Organism: Microthlaspi erraticum
Lineage: Eukaryota; Viridiplantae; Streptophyta; Magnoliopsida; Brassicales; Brassicaceae
Source: the annotation of a GenBank genome assembly
AUGGGGGACAGACAACCGCAAUUGAACGGUGCGUACUACGGACCGUCGAUUCCUCCGCCGACGAGAAAAUCUCACAGCCACGGCAGAGGCGGAUGUGGAUGCGGCUGUUUAGGUGACUGCCUCGGCUGCUGCGGCUGCUGCAUCUUAAGCGUCAUCUUCAACAUCCUCAUAACCAUAGCCGUCGUCCUAGGCAUCGCCGCUUUGAUCAUCUGGCUCAUCUUCCGACCCAACGCCAUCAAAUUCCACGUCACCGACGCCAAGCUCACCGAAUUCACCCUCGGCGCAGACAACAACCUCCGAUUCAACCUCGACCUCAAUUUCACGAUCCGAAACCCGAACCGACGGAUCGGUGUCUACUAUGACCAGAUCGAGGUCAGAGGCUACUACGGCGACCAGCGAUUCGGGGUCGGCAACGUGUCUCCGUUCUACCAGGGACACAAGAACACGACGGUGGUCGGAACUAAGCUCGCGGGACAGAACUUGAUUGUGCUUUCCGGCGGAGACCGGAGGGAUCUGGACGAGGAUUUGAAGUCGGAGAUUUACAGGAUCGACGCGAAGCUGAGGCUUAAGAUGAGGUUUAAGUUUGGGUUGAUCAAGUCGUGGAGGUUCAAGCCGAAGAUCAGGUGCGAUCUCAAGGUUCCUCUCAGUAACUCUAAUACAACCAGCGGGUUUAAGUUCCAGACGACCAAGUGUGACGUUGACUUCUGA